AUGUACAUAUUAACAGGUGAUGAAAUUGGUUUGGUUAAGCUUCUAGAUAUUGAUCAAAUAAAAGAUAGCAAACUAAGUAGUAACCCAGCUUAUAAGCAGCCUAUUUCAGCAAGUGUUUCUAAUCGAUUGAAAACAGAAAGUUAUGUUGAGUCUUCCACUAUCAAUCACCCUCCAGUGCUUUUAAACGAUCAAAUCACAUCUCAUACAAGAGAAUCUCAAGUAUCAUGUAUAUCAUGGAAUCCUACUGUGUCAACAAAAAAUUUACAAUCGCCUUCUCAAAGUGUAGAAUUUGAUAGAAGCGAAACGGAGUCUUCUUUAUUUAUUGGAAGAAGCAACGGUUUAGUAGAGUUUUAUAAUUUUCCAGAUUGCUUUCAAUCAACUCUUGGUUGUCGAAAACGUUUUCGUUUAAAUGACGGAGUGAUUUCAUGUUCUCCGUGUUUUUGGAGUCCCUCGACAACAAUGGAAAAUACCUCGUCAAACUUUUGUGUUUGUGUGACAAAAAAUGGACAUUGUCUACUUGUCGAUUGGAAUGAAAUGGAACCGUGUAAGGAAAUAGUUCAUUUAAUUUUUGACGCUAAUCAUGUACGCACGAUACCUUUCCAUCAAAAAAAAAUUGGUAGAACUCCAAGAUCCGAUAAUGCUCGCUCCCGCAAUUUACAACACGAAGAUUCCUUACCCUCAGAAAUCAAUAUUUGUGUAUGGGAAGCGGAACAUUUGCUUUGGGUCAAGUCAUUUUUUAAUCUACCGGGCCCUAUAACAUGUUCUUCUAUGAGUGAAGCAGUGCCUUCUUACAUGGCCUUUGGAGGAAGCAACAACAUUGUUAAAGUGAUUGAUCUGAAGACCCAAAAACCACACUUUACAGGAAAAAAUUGCCAAACCAACUCGCUUGGUAUUGAGGAAUGUAUUGACGUAACAAGUGUGACAUUUUUGGAUCAAUUAAAUAACACAGCAUCAUCAUUAGCUGUAGGAAACGGUAAUGGGAGAUUGUAUCUUUAUGAUACGCGUUUAUGUGGAAAACCUGUUGUGGACGUUCAAAUUUGUGAUAAAACGUCUUCAAUUGUGUGCAUACAAGCACAAUCCAGUCUUCAGUAUACUAAAAAAGCUUAUUCUUGUGAGAUUCAUUCCAAAAAAGAAAACUGCUUUUGCUUUCAAGAUUGUCAAUCGUUAUGUUUUGAAAGAAAGGUGGUAGAGGAUCCUUUAAGCAGUGACACAAAGCUGUCACAACAAUCUCUAGCUAUAAGUGACAAUCAUGGCACGGUUUACCUUUAUGAUAUUCGAGCCAUGAGUAAAAAAUUGAAUCAAAAAGAUGAAAUUCCAAAUUUUAGCUUUACUAAAAAAAGAAAAACGCAACCUUUGCCGUUUCAAUAUAAACCUAAUACGAUAGUUUAUUGUGAAAGUGAAAAAUAUCCAAUCCACUAUGAAACAUUUCUUCGUCAUCAUCUUAUCAACACUAAAGGAGCUAUUACGAGUUUAUGUUGGGCAAGGCUAGCUAAUUCUCCUUACCUUGUGGGAGCAUCUCUUGGUCGUUUUGUUAACGUUUGGAAUACAAAUAAAAAAAAUGCAGGACUUCCAGCAAUUUAUUUAAAAAAUAAGCUAACGGCAUGUUGUUUUAUUGAUUCCUCCAUACCCUUUACGAAAAAUCUACAAACCAACAAGGACACGGUAUCCGAUGUAGAAUUGUGUCAAGCUGCUUCCAGAGCAAGUUUAUCGGAGGACGCUUUUAACGAAACUUCCAAUGAUUAUGAUUCUUCUCAUGAUUCUGUAGAUGACUCAACAGAAGAGGAUGAAUAAUGUCAAGUUGAAUGGAAAGAGAUGGUAUUUUUUUUCAUUCAUGCGUCAAUACAAAAAUUUCUUUUUUGAAUGAAUGCGCUUAAUAAAGAAUUUUCAUAGGAUUGGAUUGUUUGAAAAAAAGCAAUCUUUCGUGAAAAUUUUUUUUUUAUACGUUCAUCAUGCUGUGGAUGGUAUUAUUCUUCACCUAUCAUUUUGUAAAAACUUAUAUAUAAAGAAGGCAAAUUGAACAAAUAUGUUUUUGCCUAUAAAUCCAUUUCAACUCACGA
Messenger RNA from Hylaeus volcanicus, 2057 nucleotides. RefSeq lists its product as uncharacterized. The record is from RefSeq and is a predicted model, not a curated record. The transcript has 4 exons. Gene Ontology annotation, molecular function: protein binding. Bases 1 to 1791 code for a protein of 596 amino acids. Gene Ontology annotation, cellular component: preribosome, large subunit precursor; nucleolus. Gene Ontology annotation, biological process: ribosomal large subunit biogenesis. NCBI's taxonomy places the organism in Eukaryota, Metazoa, Arthropoda, Insecta, Hymenoptera, Colletidae.